UCAAUGAAUUCAAGUUGAGAGCUGGCGAAGUGAGUGAGGUCUUGUUGAGAGCGACAGAAUGACAAAUCAGUCGCGAGCGAGCGCUCGUAGAGUAAACAUCGCGAGCAAAUUUACUCUUGUGUCGGAGUUCCACGCCAUUGAAAGUGCCAAAGACCUGAAGACUCUUAUUUGGACCCGUAUGGGAGUCAUUUAGAUUGUGGGAAAUUUAUUGAUUUAAUCAUCGUCAUCUUUAGAGUGAUGGGUGAUCAUGCUUUGAAUUUAUGAUUGGAAGUGAUGUGACAUCGAAUAUGGGUUGAACGAGACAUAUUUCUGUUUGUGAAUUUUGAAUUGAAUUUCGUGAGGGAGGGCAGUGUGUUCAUCAUGUUUUCUCGUAGGACAGCACGGUUCCAUGGGGGACUCCAAGUGGAAAAUUGGUGUGUGCUUCAUUUUUCGAGGGCCUUCGCUCUCAUUUGCUUAUGUGCUCUUCCAUCAAUAUUUGCCAACUUAAGUGAUGUGGACAUCCCCCACCUCAGCCCUCUUCAUAUGUCGAGUAAAUCCAAUAGUGUUGAUGAUGAUAAUGACAUGGUGGACAAGACAUUAAGGGAGCCACCACACCCACUCUCAGAUUGGGACCCCUGGGGUGAAGAUCUGAAGGAGAAACUUCAAACGGAUUACUUGGAGCAAUACGCCGACUCUGCCGAGAAGUUCUUGGGCAAUCAGACCCAUAAGGAUUAUUUCAAGCUCCUCCGUCAAGACGGUUCAACUCUGAUCAUUGGAGCCCGCAAUGUCAUCUAUAACAUCAGCUUGGAGGAUCUCACCGAAAACGUUGAACAGAGAAUCACGUGGAAUCCGUCCUCUAACGAUGUGGCCCUAUGUCUAAUGAAGGGAAAAUCUGAGGAUGAUUGUCAAAAUUACAUUCGUGUUCUGGCACACACCAAAGAUGAUCGUCUCCUGGUUUGUGGGACCAAUGCCUUCAAUCCCAAAUGUCGGUUCUACUCGCACAAUGCCACUCAAGUUCAUGUGGAUGAGGAGUUCUCAGGCCGAGGACUUUGCCCAUAUGACCCUCGCCACAACUCCACGGCCAUUUACACAGAGGACGAACUGUACUCUGGGACCGUGGCAGAUUUUUCGGGAACGGAUUCGUUGAUCCUGAAGAAUCAAAUCAGAACGGAGCAGUACGACUAUAAGCAACUGAACGCGCCUGAUUUUGUGAAUUCAUUGGAGCAUGGUGACUUUGUAUAUUUCUUCUUUCGGGAAUCUGCCGUGGAAUACAUGAAUUGUGGAAAGGUUAUUUAUUCAAGAGUGGGACGAGUUUGCAAGAAGGAUGUGGGUGGUCCCAGGAACUUCCAAAACAAAUGGACAUCCUUCCUCAAGGCUCGUUUGAACUGUUCAGUUCCUGGCGAGUUCCCGUUUUACUUUAACGAGAUCCAGUCCACUAGUCACGUGUUCCAAGGAGACACUCUGUAUGCAGCUUUUACAACAGCUGAAAACUCGAUCAGUGGCAGCGCCAUCUGUAGUUAUGAUCUGAAAGAAAUUAACCGGAUCUUUGAGGAAAGCCCUUUUAAGAACCAAGAGUCGAUUUAUGACAAUUGGUUGCCCACUUCCAAAAAUCAAGUUCCAGAACCAAGGCCGGGCCUGUGCUCCAAUGACUCCACUCGGAUGCCCGAACACAACUUGAACUUUAUCAAGAGACACUCGCUCAUGGAUUGGUCCGUGAACUCCAAGAGCCGAGGACCUUUAUUUAUCAAGACCUCCAUGGGAGAGCGUCUCACAGUCCUGGAUACGGAUCCACAAGUUGAAGCUCUAGAUGGAACUCGAUAUGACGUUAUUUUUGUGGGAACCAACCGAGGAAGGGUGCUCAAAUUGGUGGACUUGAAACAAGACUCUGCCAAGCCUGGGCCCAACUUGAUUGAAUCCAUGCAAGUCUUCCCAGUUCAUAUCCCCGUGAGAAAUCUGAUGGUUGUUCGAGCUGAGAAUAAGUCUAAAUUAGCCGUUCUGUCGGAUCAUGACGUGAAUUCAUUGCCUUUGGAUCGUUGUCAAUUCACUGAAGUCAAUGGUUGCCAAGCUUGUGUGGGUCUCCAAGAUCCCUAUUGUGUCUGGGAUCUCACCACUAGCUCAUGCAUCGACCAUCGAAGCUCGCCCACUGAACCGAAAUACUUGCUCCAAGAUGUCAACACUGGAAUCAAUCACCGAUGCCCGGCUCCAAUUCCAAUCACCACUGAAGAAGUCACGAGUCCCCCCACAACCACUGUGGAGGAGCUGGAGGAAACCACCCUUGUUCCAGAAUCUGUGACUUGCACUUGUCCUUGUGAAGAGCAAUCGGCAACGGAGCAAUCGCCUAUUAUAAAUGAAACCACUCAAAGAAUUCUGACAUACUUUGCGCCAUUUUUUGAUGACGAACACGACAAUUUCAUAGACGUUGAUGUACAGCACAAAGGAACAGAGAUGCCAGCAAUUGAGGGAGACCUUGUAUCUCACCAUAGCGACUCGAGUGCUCAAACUCAUUUGCACUUCCCCCAUCUUCUUUCUAUUGAUGGACCUCGCUAUGAACCCGCACAAGAGACUGGGUAUGACUUGCCAAUCUUUAGCGAGAAGACGUUUGCCAUCUCGAUUUUCUUGAGUAUCCUCACCUCGCUCUCCAUUGGAUUCGUAGUUGGAUACUUCUUGGCCAAUUUCUGGAACACCCAACAACGAAGCAAAGCAUUCGCCUCCUCCUCGGAUCUCUAUUCGCCGACCAAGAUCCUUCAUAAAAGGAUAUCAAAAUCAAACAGCACCGCCUCUUCUUCAUCGGCAUCCACCCAGUCUUCCAACCACUCGGGCACGCCCCCAUCUACAACCAUGACAGAAGACACCCCUCUCCCCAGUCCCAUGAGUACUCCACCCCUCGGAGUGUACGCCCAUCGAAGCGUGGGCAGUCUUUUGCCUGAGGUCAAUGAGCAGACAAGCAAAAACCUUGACCAGACCUCGGCAACCUACUUUUAUCACCAACAGCGACCUCAUCUGGUCAAGUCUCAAUCCACUUUUGGGAUCAACCAGUAUCACCCGAUCCAUUCGGCCACAAUCAACCCCACGCUGAUCCGGAAGAAGCCGGACCAUUCGUCCGGAUUGCUCCGUUUGAAUCCGGUUGGUUCCAGUAACCAUCCUACUCUUCCUCGAAGGAUCUCUUUAAAUGAUCCAAAUGGCAUGAGAAUGAUUCAGGGAUCGGCCAUUUCCACUAUGCCGAGACGCACCCAAAGUCAGAGUGGGAAUCAUCUACACAUUUAAAUUUUAUAAGUCCAAUAACCUCAACAGAUCUUGUCAAAAAUGUUUGAAGUCAUGAAUUGUGAGAUGAAUGAAGAAAAACACAAUGGUUGUUUUUUGAUUUAAAA
Molecule: messenger RNA, 3347 nt
Organism: Tigriopus californicus
Lineage: Eukaryota; Metazoa; Arthropoda; Copepoda; Harpacticoida; Harpacticidae
Product: semaphorin-1A-like
Exons: 11
Coding region: 361-3243 (960 amino acids)
Biological process (GO): neural crest cell migration; axon guidance; negative chemotaxis
Molecular function (GO): chemorepellent activity; semaphorin receptor binding
Source: RefSeq, a predicted model, not a curated record